Messenger RNA from Parnassius apollo (apollo), 1287 nucleotides. The record is from the annotation of a GenBank genome assembly. Lineage: Eukaryota; Metazoa; Arthropoda; Insecta; Lepidoptera; Papilionidae.
AUGCGAGAAGUGUCAGAAGAAGAGGCAUGGAACUUCUAUUGGACAGACAUGAGCGUCUCUGUCGACAGAGCGAAGGAGAUGAAGAGAUUUCAGCGCAUAAACCAUUUUCCGGGAAUGCUAGAGAUUUGCAGGAAAGAUUUACUAGCGAGAAACUUGAACAGAAUGCAAAAAAUAUAUCCAAAGGAAUAUAAUUUCUUUCCGAAGACGUGGUGCCUGCCUGCAGAUUUUGGUGAAGCUUUGAACUAUAGCAAAACUCACAAAAACAAGACGUUUAUAAUAAAACCGGAGUGUGGAAGUCAGGGUCGCGGUAUUUAUUUGACAAAAUCACUCAAAGAAGUUAAACCUACUGAUAAACUGAUUUGUCAGGUUCACGCAUGUUUUGAAAUUCUCGGCUUCGACAUUCUUUUGGAUCAAAAACUUCACCCAUAUAUUUUAGAAGUGAACCAUUCGCCGAGCUUCCACACAGAUACUCAAUUGGACCGAGAAGUUAAGGAAAACCUUCUCACCGAUACUUUCACAAUGCUAAACAUCUGGCAGUGUGAUAAAAAACGUGUCCUAGAAGAAGAUCGGAAAAGAAUACGAGAGAGACUUCUGCAGACUAACAAGUUCUCCGAAAGUCUCAACGCAGAAGACAAAGAGCCCGAAAAAAGUCCAUGGCAAACGCAAAUACAGUGGGAGGAAACGCAUUUAGGUAACUUUAGGCGUGUAUACCCUGAGGGUGAUCAAUACGCGGCGCUAUUCCAGCAGCCGACAGGCUCACUGUACACUGGUACAGCGUCGUCACGCGCCCGCGGCGACUGCGCUCGUAUACAGCGUGAGCAAUUUGAGCAAGUAAAAGCAAAGGCUGAAGCUCUGAAAAAGCCGUCCCAAUUGAAACCCAUUAAGGAAAGCGAGAAAAAAGAAGAUGAGAUUUCAGCUGCAGCCGCUGAUAUUAUUACAGAGAAGCCUAAAGUAAAGACGCGUGCAAAUAAAGAACAGAAACGGAAAGAUAACGAAGAAAAGGACAAGAUAAAGACGCCUUUACAAUCACAACAACCUGCUGUAGAAAAAGAAAUAAAACCUACGCAUGUAUUGUGCUCUUUUGAACCGGAUCCCAUAAUCGAAAAGGAGGAGCGUGAGCGCGUUAAUCUUUUGGCCCAACGAGAUUUCCUCAUCAGGAGUUACGGCAUGCUGGAACAAAUAUAUCUGGCGAUGAAGAAAAUGGGAACACUGAGACCAGAGGAUGAACGCAAGUAUGGUCUCUACGGACGUCUAACGGCUAUCUCCAAUUCAUCUAAGAAAGUGUAA